Messenger RNA from Penicillium subrubescens, 975 nucleotides. Its product is annotated as general transcription repressor. Bases 277 to 975 code for a protein of 232 amino acids. The record is from RefSeq and is a predicted model, not a curated record. Lineage: Eukaryota; Fungi; Ascomycota; Eurotiomycetes; Eurotiales; Aspergillaceae. The transcript has 5 exons.
CAGCCUCUUCCUCCUCCACCCCCUCUUUCAUCCGACCUUCUCCCUCCUCAUCCGGUCUACCUCGAGUUGCCAACCUCCCUCCACCGACUUUGAUCGACCUAAGCUUUCUACCCCUUUAUUCGACUCUUUCCAUCCGCAUCAUCAUCAUCAUCAUCGGGCAAGCUGCCUGGUGUCGUCCACCAAGCAGCAAUCGCGCCUUCAACGAUCGCAGUAUCGCUUGUCUUGAAACCUCGUCUUAUUUGACGUGUUAGCGUCUUCCGACCCAUCACCUUAGCCAUGUACAACACCCAUCGCGGGAUGGUGCCCGCCCCCAACUCUCGCCUGACAGAGUUGCUCGACCAGCUGCGCCAGGAGUUCGAGAGCCAGUCUCGGAGCACCGGCGAAUAUGAACACCAGUUAACCGGACAGCUCCAGGAGAUGGAGAUGAUCCGUCAGAAGGUAUACCAACUGGAGCAGACCCAGAUUAAAAUGAAGGCAGACUACGAGGCUGAGAUCCGAAUGUUGCGACAUGAACUCGAGCAGCGCGGUGUCCAACCCGUCUCUUCGCAUAUCGCGCCCGCGCAGCACACCGGCCCUCAGGCGCAACCACCUUCAUUGGGCCAUGGCCCCAGCAACUUGUUUGGUGGUAUCAUGACCAACCAAGGAGGUAGUGGUCCCGGUCUUGCCCCUCCCCCCUCCCAGGAUCAGCAGCCUUCCCAGCAUACCCUUCAACAGCCUGCCUCGGCCGCUCAGCCUGGUGCGCCGCAGCCCCCGCAGAGCUUCCCUGGAGGAUAUCAGCCUGGUGCUGCUGUGAACGGCUACGGACCUCCCCCUCCUCCCACUGCAUCCCCUGGCCCGGGUAAGGGUCGUCGCACCGCUCCGGGUCCGGCCACUCCCCAGCAGACUCAGAUCGCCUAUCCGGAUCCUCGUGCCUCGCCUCAGAUUCCCCGUCCCACCCCCCAACCAGCCGCUCGUCCGUGCGGACCGCCCGGGUAA